AUGACAGUUACUCCAUCCUUCCGCGAACAUACUGUGGUCAAUGUUUCAGUGCCCACAUUCAAUGCAGCAGACAGGCUCAAUAUCCUUGAGCAUCGUUUGGACCGUGUUCCCUCUGGUGCCGAGUACACAGUUCAGACUGUCUACCGAAACAAUGUACCAUUCUUCACAGUGUCCAUGGACCCUACCUCUGUCCAUACCUUGAAUGACAUUGGAAAUGCCCUACUGAUGAGGAACGCCCUAUCGAUUCCAAACGAUUACCGUUUCAACUCUUCAACGACACCUUUCUUCCUUAAUGCAACCCUAUUUUUGCUUAUUGAACCAAUGGCAGAUUUCCUUUCACGUUCCUUGAAUAUAACAGCAUGGAGCGAAGGAGAUCCCACUACCCCAGAUAAAGAUGGCUUCGAGUAUUGUGAUCUAUAUACAGAUCUUCAGGGCGAUGACUUUAUCCAAAGCCCUGACCCUAAUGAUGUGCCGAUACUGCACUCCUUCACGGGAACUAGUCUAUCCAACCUGUCCCUUACAGACAUGAGAAACAAACAAUUCUCGGUAAAUGAGAGCCUCCUCAAUACCCUAUUGGGUAAUAUCACCGUGUCGAUUAUCCCCUUCAAGAAUCUCUGGAGCACGAAGGUUAAUCUAACAGACAAUAUCAUGGUCAACGUAUACUCGCUUUCUCAACCAUUGAACAUCAUCCUGCCUUACUCCCUCACCCUCUUUGUUGGUCUUCUUAGCCUUUUGCUAGGGUUAUACUCACUACGGGAGAAUGGCGUUUCCGCAAUGGAUGGCGGCUUCCUCCAGAUUCUUACUACCACUCGGGGAAGCCCGAAUAUUGACCGAGUUGCCCGUGAUGGCUGUCCUGGGGGCGGCGAGAAUAUACCCUCUGCACUGAAGGAGAUGCGGAUCCGAUAUGGGGAGCUAAUUCCGCAGAUACCGGAGGUGUGGAUUCGGUACUGA
Messenger RNA from Aspergillus pseudotamarii, 951 nucleotides. RefSeq lists its product as uncharacterized. The record is from RefSeq and is a predicted model, not a curated record. NCBI's taxonomy places the organism in Eukaryota, Fungi, Ascomycota, Eurotiomycetes, Eurotiales, Aspergillaceae. The transcript has 3 exons. Bases 1 to 951 code for a protein of 316 amino acids.